CCCGAAUCAGUGCGUUCAAAGGGGCGUGCCUGGGCAUGGCAGGACUGGAUCGACUGGAGAGGACCGCUGCAGCCGGUGGCGGCAAUACUGAUAGAAACAAGAAUCGAAGGGUCGAUAUGGAUAGCAACGGAAAAGGGGUCUACCGCGUCAGCACGAAGGAAUAGAGCUUGGACCUCUGCAGCACAAACCUCAAACGAACCGGUCGCCCGGCCAGGUCUUCCAGGCCAUUCGGUCCGUCGAAGUGCA
Geodia barretti is the source of this 246-nucleotide messenger RNA. Lineage: Eukaryota; Metazoa; Porifera; Demospongiae; Tetractinellida; Geodiidae. The record is from the annotation of a GenBank genome assembly.